Molecule: messenger RNA, 2817 nt
Organism: Piliocolobus tephrosceles (Ugandan red Colobus)
Lineage: Eukaryota; Metazoa; Chordata; Mammalia; Primates; Cercopithecidae
Gene: RABEP2
Product: rabaptin, RAB GTPase binding effector protein 2
Exons: 13
Coding region: 585-2291 (568 amino acids)
Biological process (GO): endocytosis
Cellular component (GO): intracellular membrane-bounded organelle
Molecular function (GO): growth factor activity; GTPase activator activity
Source: RefSeq, a predicted model, not a curated record
AACAAAAUGGGGGUGGGGACGUGCAAGUUUCAGACUCCGACUAACUACGCGGGGACUCUGAAGCGCUCAGAAAAAUGAAGCCGACCCGGCCCUGCCCCGAGGGACACUCCACGAGGGCGGAGGUGCUGGGAGGGCCCCGCCACAAUUCGCUGUAACGCAGGCCAGGCUCGGGCGGAAGGGCGGCCGGAGCCGAUCAAAGGCUGGCUCCGGGCAGGGGCAGCGAGGGAGCGAGGGGGAGCGCUCGGCAGGCCGGUGUCCCGGAGGAGGCAUAAUUGGAGCAGGGCUUCCGAGGUCACGGAGAGACGCCUGGGAAGACGUCUUAAGGAUCCUCUUCGGAGCUUGAAACGCAGGAGUAUUCCCAAACCGCGCGACCCAGCCAAGAAGAGCCGGGGCGGGGCCGGGGCCGGGAGCCGACUCGGGAAUCUCCGGCCGAGGCUCGGCAAUCCCCCCCAUCCUCCGUCCGGGGCCUCCAGCCCGGGGCCGAUCCGGAAACAGCCGAGCGGAUCCGGAAACAGCCGAGAGGACCCGGAAGCGGUGCGCUCUGUCACCAGGGAGUGCGGGAAUCCGCCGUUUGCUCUGAGGCAAUGGCGGCAGCUGCGCCGGUGGCCGCGGACAACGACGAGCGGCGGCGGCGGCCGGGGGCUGCACUGGAGGACCCCCAGCCUCAGGAAGGGGCAAAUGGUGAGGCCGAGUCAGGUGAGCUCAGCCGGCUUCGGGCUGAGCUGGCAGGCGCCCUGGCAGAAAUGGAAACCAUGAAGGCUGUGGCAGAGGUGAGCGAGAGCACGAAGGCCGAGGCUGUGGCUGCGGUGCAGCGGCAGUGCCAAGAGGAGGUGGCCUCGCUGCAGGCCAUCCUGAAAGACUCCAUCAGUAGCUAUGAAGCCCAGAUUGCCGCCCUGAAGCAGGAGCGACAGCAGCAGCAGCAGCACUGUGAGGAGAAGGAGCGGGAACUGGGCCGCCUGAAGCAGCUGCUGUCCCGGGCCCACCCCCUGGACUCCCUGGAGAAGCAGAUGGAAAAGGCCCACGAGGACUCGGAGAAGCUGCGGGAGAUCGUUCUGCCCAUGGAGAAGGAGAUCGAGGAGCUGAAGGCGAAGCUGCUGAGGGCCGAGGAGCUGAUACAGGAGAUCCAGAGACGUCCCCGGCAUGCCCCUUCCCUGCACGACUCUACGGAGUUGCUGCCCCUGUCCCGGGACCCAUCGCCCCCGCUGGAGCCUCUGGAGGAGCUGAGCGGAGAUGGGGGUCCAGCAGCUGAGGCCUUCGCUCACAACUGCGAUGACAGCGCCUCCAUCUCCUCCUUCUCCCUUGGUGGUGGGGCCGGCAGCAGCUCCUCCCUGCCCCGCAGCCGCCAGGGCCUGAGCCCUGAACAGGAAGAGACGGCCUCGCUGGUGUCUACGGGCACCCUGGUUCCCGAAGGCAUCUACCUGCCCCCUCCUGGCUACCAGCUUGUCCCAGACACCCAGUGGGAGCAGCUGCAGAUGGAGGGCCGACAGCUGCAGAAGGACCUGGAGAGCGUCAGCCGCGAGCGGGACGAGCUCCAAGAGGGCCUGAGACGGAGCAACGAGGACUGUGCCAAGCAGAUGCAGGUGCUCCUGGCCCAGGUCCAGAACUCAGAGCAGCUGCUGCAGACCCUGCAGGGGACUGUGAGCCAGGCCCAGGAGCGGGUACAGCUGCAGAUGGCGGAGCUGGUCACCACCCACAAGUGCCUGCACCACGAGGUAAAGCGGUUGAAUGAGGAAAACCAAGGGCUCCGGGCCGAGCAGCUGCCAUCCUCAGCCCCCCAGGGCCUGCAGCAGGAGCAGGGCGAGGAGGAAUCACUGCCCAGCUCUGUGCCAGAGCUGCAGCAGCUGCUGCGCCGCACGCGGCAGGAGGCGAGGGCCCGGCUGCAGGCCCAGGAACACGGGGCAGAGCGCCUGCGGAUCGAGAUUGUGACGCUGCGGGAGGCUCUGGAGGAGGAGACAGCGGCCAGGGCCAGCCUGGAGGGGCAGCUGAGGGUGCAGCGGGAGGACACAGAGGUGCUGGAGGCCUCCCUGUGCAGCCUGAGGACGGAGAUGGAGCGGGUGCAGCAAGAAGAGAGCAAGGCCCAGCUCCCAGACCUCUCAGAACAGAGGGCCAAGGUGCUGCGGCUGCAGGCAGAGCUGGAAACCAGUGAGCAGGUGCAGAGGGAUUUCGUGCGACUGUCCCAGGCCCUCCAGGUGCGCCUGGAGCAGAUCCGCCAGGCAGAGACCCUGGAGCAGGUGCGCAGCAUCAUGGAUGAGGCGCCACUCACGGACAUCAGGGACAUCAAGGACACCUGAGGGGGUCAGGGUGUCCCCACCCCUGCCCUGGGAAAGACGCCUUUCCCCACUCCAGAACCGUGAGGCCUGGUUCUGGGGUCUUGGGUGGCUUCUCCACCGUCCCUGAGCCUGGGGUCGAGGGGACUGAUGGGGCCACCACUGCCCUACCCGCCAGCGCCUCCUCCCAGGGUGGCUGGGCCUCCUGCUCUCAGGGAUUACACCUGGGUGAGGGGCCCAAGCCCCUCCUGGAACCAAAGGUGCAGGCUCAGGCCUGCGACUUUCUGGCUGCUGUGCUGCCUCCUGGGCUCCAGCCCUCCCCUGCCCCUAGCCCAUCCCCUGCCCAGGGCACAGCCGAGCCCCAUGGGGGCUGGGAGUCCCCAUCAGAGGCAGUGAGGUGGGCCCUGGCCCUGGGAUAGGCAGAGCUGCCUUCUGGUCUGCAUGACACUAAGACGCUUGUCCACAGCGGCGACCCACGCCUCCAAGCGCGCACAGAAGCAAGGCCAGACUUUUCUGUCAUUUAUUUUCAAUAAAUAAGCAGCUCAGCGCA